AACACUGUAUUUUAAUUCAAUUCUCGUUCGUAGUGAAUAAAGGAGAUGAAAAAAGCACACAGAAAAAAUUAUCGAAAUCGGUUACUUUGGAUAUUUUGAGUAAAUAUAUUAAAAGUAGUAGUAGGUAUAGGUAGUAGCAGUUUUAUGUUAUUUAUGGUUAAAGUUUUAGUUAGAUUCCGUCUAGUCGUUGUUCUUAUAAAAUUGCCCAUAAUAUUAAUCGAUCUUUUUAAAUGCAUGACACUGCCGAAAUUCGUAUGUUACGUUAUUGGUCCAGUUAAUUCGCCGCAAUGGUCAUACGUCAGGCGUUCGUCCUCAAUGCGUGCUCAGCGUCUUAGUUACCCGUGCAAUACUUAUGACGAAACGUACAAGGUGAAUCUUAUUUUAUUUGUAUAAAUGCUGGCUAUUGUCCUCAAAUUGUACAUACCACUUGGUACUACCAACAACACAACAAAUUUACCAAAAUGAUCGGAAAGGUCUUCUUCCUCGCUGCUCUCGCCUUAGCUGCCGCCAAACCAGGCGUUCCAGCGGCGCUAGUAGCCCCAGCUCCCCUUGUUGCCGCCGCUCCAUUGGUUGCAGCACCCUCACCUAUAGUCACAGCCUCCAGCUCACAGUACAUUGCAAGAAACUACAAUGGAGUGGUAGCUGCCCCAGUAGCGGCACCCCUAGUAGCUGCACCAGCGUACUACGCUCCUGCAGCUAGAUACCUCGCUCCAGCCGCUCAGUACUAUUCCGCGGCUGCCGCCCCAGCUGCACUCGUUGCCCCUGCUGCUGCAGCUUAUGCGGUAGCGCCAUAUGCUAGCUCAUACUCUGCUCACUCCAUCAACCACGCGGUAGCCGCACCAGUGUAUGCUAACGCACCUUUGGUGGCCUCAGCUCCAUACGUAGCUGCCCCCGCUCCCGUGGUCGCCGCAUCACCCGUCGUAGCCCCCUCUCCCUUCGCUAGAUACGUCGCUUCUCCUUACUAUUUGUGAACGAAUUUGGUGUCUUCAUUGCCUAGUGACUUGCUUAAAUAAUGUAAUGUAUGUAAAAUAAAUAUUCUGAAGUAC
Molecule: messenger RNA, 1046 nt
Organism: Zerene cesonia (dogface butterfly)
Lineage: Eukaryota; Metazoa; Arthropoda; Insecta; Lepidoptera; Pieridae
Gene: CPH21
Product: cuticle protein 16.5-like
Exons: 3
Coding region: 462-971 (169 amino acids)
Source: RefSeq, a predicted model, not a curated record